GGUCGUAACUUCCGCCCUAGCUGUGUUGAUGAUUUACUAAAAUGGCUGCGGCGGCGUUAGUAGAGACUUCUUCAGGUAAAGAUGUUAUUGCCGAGGGGUUGCUCGACCUCCUGAAACCAGCUAUCCAGCAGCUCGACCUGCAUGUCCACUCAGUCAGAGAAAGCCAGGUAGAAUUAAGAGAACAUAUAGACAAUCUGGCCACAGAGUUAUGCAGGAUAAAUGAACAUCAGAAGGUGGCUCUAGACCUGGACCCUUAUGUAAAGAAGCUGCUGAAUGCAAGACGUAGAGUAGUGUUGGUAAACAACAUACUGCAGAAUGCUCAGGAACGUCUGAGGAGACUCAACCACAAUGUGGCCAAAGAGACGGCAAGAAGAAAGACCAUGCUGGAGGCUUCGGGAGUGUUCACCUCUCGCUCCCCCAGUAAACCCUGAGCUGCUGCCUCCUUCUCAUCUGCACAGCAAAACUGUGAACUGUCCUGGAGGGUAACCGUAACACGAAGAGGACUGGUCUUCCUUUGCCAUUUGCUUAGCGGUUUGUCUAACGAUAUGCUGGUGUCUGGAACUGCUUUGUCUAAUGUUGUGUCAUCAUUAAAAUCCAAGCUGCUAUGUACAGUGUUAGGCAGCUGCAAAUAGGUUAUUGUCUUAUCCUCUGGCAAAGUAUGACAGAAUCAACUCUACAGCAUCACCUUACAUUGUACAUUAAACACUCAUAGCCACCUAAACGUAAUGACCAUCCACAUUUAUUUUUCUUCUCAUCGAGUGUUCCUGAGCUCUGAGUGACAUUUAUGUAAUAAUUCAUAUACAUCGAUUCUGCAGAUAAGGAAAAAAAAUGUACUCAUGACUAGCACUGUAAUGUCACUCAGCAUGCAGGAUAGAUGGUCUGAGUAAUCUUAUGGACCAGAAUAACAGAUCCUUGUUCCACUGCUAGAAGCAUUGUCCUAAAAUGCAUGUCUUUAAAAUGUCAGGUGGUCUUUAUGCCUUCUGCUCUCUGGCUUUGGGAAAUUGUUGUCCACAAAUGAGUGGCUCAGUUUAGCUGCGGUUUACAAAGAGUUUAAAACACAGCUGCAUUCUAAACUGGACCUAAUUGCUGCGUCAAAACCAACACAACAAUGUUAUCAUUAUGUAGUACACACAUGGAUGUAUUAUGAGAGCUUAAUACAUCCAUGAGUGCACUGGUUUCCCACCAACAUGAAAGGCGUUCCGUUCUGGUUUGUGCACCUAAUUUUUAAACGCUCGGAGCACGUUUAAAAAAAUGAACAGAACCAGUUUAUGAACCUUUGGUGGAAACACACUGCAAUGUUUGACUGCUAACCAGCAUGCACUGGGGUAAUAUAAUUAUUAUCCCAUCUGUGCUGCUGCAAUAUUACUGAUGUCAUUGUGAUUGGAAUCGUGUUCUGCAAUGUUUCCACUGUUGUUGACGUUUCCACUUUGAUGUACAAUUAGUCAGUACAGGUAAAUGCAGUUAGUGAGGCACAGUUAAGGAGAUUCUCACCCUUAAUGAUCUGUUAUGGCCACAUUCUGGAUGUGAUGGGCUUAAGUCCAAUGAAAAAAUGCAUAUUAGGGAGAAAUGUUUGGAAAUAAAGCAGUCUAUUGAUUUUUAAUGUCACCUUUAGAUAUUCAUAUUCAGUGCUUUACUAAUGUGCCACAAUAAUGUAAUGUUUUUCAUAUCUUCAUUUGGGGGCUUUUCCAAGCAAAUAUUGCUUAAAAUAUUGAUUAAGUCAGCAUAUAUUUCUGCCACCCCUUAAAGUCUCCUAUGCCAGCCUCUGAACACCCCAUAAAUAUUUCUCUAGACCCGCCCCUGGGCAGGUUUAAGUUAAACCUUAGACACACUGACCUCUACAGGAGUUUGGGUGAUUUCUACCGCACACAGGACCUGGUUCAGACUAAACCACACAUCUUCUGAGGACAUGGCAGUGGGAUUUAAAUGAUCUUCUGAUCCAGGCAACACAGGUUUGAACCGGUCUUAAACUUGGCUGGCUCUUUUUCUUUAAUAAGUAAGUAACAUGUUCCACUCUGAGUUUUCUGUAAAGCUCUGCUGACAUAAAUGUGUUAUGUGAGCAAAUCAACACAAAGCAUAAUUAUAUUCAAUUGGUUUAAUAUUCGAUGAUGUGUACAGUGUCGUGUCUCUCUUAAUAUGCAAUGAAUGAAUCCCUAUAACACUUGUGAUUUUCAGUUUUUGUAUGAUAUUGCUUCUUUAUGAAUGUUUAUAAAAUAUACAUUAACAUCUGUGCUCAUGUUUUUGAGCUUGUGUAUAAA
Dicentrarchus labrax (European seabass) is the source of this 2255-nucleotide messenger RNA. RefSeq names its product SNAP associated protein (gene snapin). The transcript is spliced from 4 exons. Gene Ontology annotation, molecular function: SNARE binding. Gene Ontology annotation, biological process: lysosome localization; lysosome organization; endosome to lysosome transport. Gene Ontology annotation, cellular component: BORC complex; synaptic vesicle; BLOC-1 complex. Bases 42 to 431 code for a protein of 129 amino acids. The record is from RefSeq and is a predicted model, not a curated record. NCBI's taxonomy places the organism in Eukaryota, Metazoa, Chordata, Actinopteri, Moronidae.